Messenger RNA from Salvia hispanica, 1055 nucleotides. Its product is annotated as protein BRI1-5 ENHANCED 1-like. Lineage: Eukaryota; Viridiplantae; Streptophyta; Magnoliopsida; Lamiales; Lamiaceae. Gene Ontology annotation, molecular function: oxidoreductase activity, acting on the CH-OH group of donors, NAD or NADP as acceptor. The record is from RefSeq and is a predicted model, not a curated record.
AUGGAAAACAAAAAUACAGAGAAAGGGAAAGUGUGUGUAACUGGUGGAAAUGGAUAUGUUGGAUCCUGGCUGGUUAUGAGACUUCUUCAACAUGGCUAUUAUGUCAACACAACUGUUAGAUCUAAUACAGAGCUAGGGUUUCUCAAAGAUCUAUCAAGCUCAGCAGAAAGGCUCAGAAUAUUCGAGGCCGAUCUCAACCACCCCGACACUUUCCGAGCCGCCAUCUCCGGCUGCAUCGGCGUCUUCCUCGUCGCUCAUCAAAUGCCCACCGACACAACCACAACCACAACCAACUCCGGCGAAACCUCCACCACUUCCACCCUCGCCAUUCUUCAAGCCUGCCUCGACUCCAAAACAGUCAAACGAGCCGUCUACACUUCCUCCGCAGUCGCAGCCAUCUUCUCCACCAAAAUCUCCACCACAAUCGACGAGGAUUCCUGGUCCGACCUCGACCUCGUGCACAAAUCUCCGCCCCCGGUGGCUGCCUACGCGGCAGCCAAGACCUUGACGGAAAAAGCCGCGUUAGAAUUCGGAGAGAAACACGGGCUCGAAGUAGUCACUCUGCUUCCCACUUACAUACAUGGCCCCUUCAUCGGCCCCCGCUGCCCUGCUUCUGUCUACACGCUCGUGUCUAUGCUACUCGGGAAUGCUGACUCGUACAAGUACUUAGCGGGUUCGGUUGAUGUGGUGCACGUGGAUGAUGUUGCGAGCGCGCAAAUUUUCCUUUUUGAGUCGGGUGUUGCGAAAGGGAGGUAUAUUUGUUCGGCCGUCGGAACCACCAUUGAUGAAUUGCAUCAGUUGCUUUGUAGCAGAUAUCCUAACUAUCAAAUUGCGCCUCCUGAUUGUUCUAUGGGGAGAACAUAUGAGAUUUCGUCACAGAAGCUUCUGGAAGCAGGUUUUAAGUACAAGUAUGGACUGGAAGAAAUGUAUGAUGGAGCUAUUGAGAGUUGCAAAAAGCUUGGACUUUUUUAGUUUGGCAAUACAAAAUUAAUGUGUACAACAUUUAUAAGAUUUAAGUGGUAUUAAUUCUAUAUUAAAUAAAGUUUAUUCUGUUA